AUGUGGCACUCUGAGGGCAAAGUUUUCGUGGUUGCUGAGAUCGGACAAAACCAUCAAGGUUCCGUGGACGUUGCUAAGCGUAUGAUACAAACGGCAAAGGACUGCGGAGCCGAUUGUGUAAAGUUCCAGCGCUCGACUUUGGCGGAAAAAUUCACUGGGGCGGCUCUGGCCCGAUCGUACGGCGGCCCGCAUUCGUGGGGCCAAACGUAUGGGCAGCACAAAGCAUUCCUGGAGUUUACGCUCGAUCAGUACCGCGAGUUGCAACGGUUUGCCAGCGAAGCCGGUGUGCUGUUUACGGCUUCCGCGAUGGAUAUGGUUUCGUUCCGGGAGCUUGAGGAACAGCUGAGGGUUCCGUUUAUUAAAAUCGGUUCCGGUGAUGCCGACAAUGUGCCCCUUCUUCGCUAUGCGGCUACCCGAACCCGGGUGCCGUUGGUCGUUUCGACCGGAAUGCAGAGUUGGGAGCAAAUUCAACGGAUUGGUAACAUUUUUCGAGGCAGAAACAACGUGGCCCUAUUGCACUGUAUUUCGGCGUAUCCAACACCACCGGAGGACACGAUGUUGCGCUUGAUUCCCCUGUACCGCGAUCGCUUUCCGCACCUAACGGUCGGUUACUCGGGACAUGAGCUGGGCGUGCAGCUCACCGUUGCAAGCGUGGCGUUAGGUGCGAGGAUUAUCGAGCGCCACUUUACCCUGGACAAAACGUGGAAAGGCACCGACCAUCGGGCAUCGCUAGACCCGCCCGAAUUCACGCGCAUGGUACAGUACAUUCGGACGAUCGAAGGUAAUCCGUUGAAGGACACGGAUUGUGUUGAAGAGCUGUUGGCCAACGUAUUGGAUUCCAGCGAUUACGAUGGGACCGAGUUGCACAGUGCGCUCAAAAAGAUGCACGUAGAGUACCGAAAGAUGUUGCAAUCGGAAAGACCUUGCCAUAACAAGUUAGGUAAAUCGUUGGUUUACGCCAAACAUUACCUCGCCGGUCACACGCUCCGCGAGCAAGAUGUAGCUGUGAAGGUCAGUGAACCCCAGGGCUUGUCACCGUGGUGCUACGAUUCCGUUGUGGAGCGAACGUUACGACGAACCGUCGCAUUGGACGAUCCCGUCCUCGAGCGGCAUUUUUCAAUGCAACCCUAA
Anopheles cruzii is the source of this 1131-nucleotide messenger RNA. RefSeq names its product sialic acid synthase (gene NANS). Gene Ontology annotation, biological process: carbohydrate biosynthetic process. The coding region runs from base 1 to 1131 and encodes 376 amino acids. Gene Ontology annotation, molecular function: N-acylneuraminate-9-phosphate synthase activity. The record is from RefSeq and is a predicted model, not a curated record. Lineage: Eukaryota; Metazoa; Arthropoda; Insecta; Diptera; Culicidae. The transcript is spliced from 2 exons.